AUGAUGACGACCAUAGCUCCGGCAACUGUCCUCAUUGCUCUGGGUCUAGCUGCAUGCGCUGUGUCCUUACUCAUGUGGAAGAGGCGAGCGCGCUCGCAGGAGGAUCGGACGAGACAACGGAAGAUCGAUCCCGGCUUCGCAGAGGAAUGGGCACCAGUGUCAUUUCAGUAUCCAGAGAUUGCAGCCUUCGAACAUGACGUCGAUCACUUCCCUCCGCGGCCCUACAGACCCUUCAAACCCGGCACAUAUCACGUGACCAUGGGUAUACGGAACAUGAAUUGGAAUGACUGGAUCGAGUUGGACAGUCAAUUCCUUGAGUGGCAUCGCAUUCGUUCAGAGCGCAUCACGGCCAGAGGUUCCCAAUUGAUCCAUGUUCUUCCUGAUCGUCCCAUCGUUCGUGGGGCACAGCCCGCUGCCGAGGAGCUCGUACAAGAACUAUCCGAGUUCCUUGUCAGACGAUACCCGAGCAUGUACAGUGUAACGCGCGAUGAAUCUGUAGACGGAUGGAACGGCGCGGGGAAGGUCACGACUGUCACCAUACUUCCGACGAAGGAAACGUAUGACGUGUCUGUCGAGCCUAUGCGAGUGGCUGCGCUGCUCAUACCGGAUGAUCUGGCUAUCCUCAUCAAGGGUCAAGACGGUCAAUAUUACCUACAAGGAGGCGCGAUCAUCGUCCCAGGAACCUGGAGGCUGAAAGACAAGAUCGGUAUGCCGCUGGAUGAGAUCCAUAUCACAGGCGAAGUACCAUAUUAUAAAGAGAAACUGCAGCUCUCUAUGAAUCGAUUCUUUUCCCGCCUACCCGUAGACAAACCUGUGGUACGCAACAACUGGUUCUUCCAAGCCGUGCUCCCGCGCGACGUGGCCGACCCACACGAUCCCGAAGAGCUCGGUUGGUACAAGAGUGUGAUGGGUUCCGAGGACGACUUUGUACACGUGCCAUCUUCGUAUCUUCUGGAGAUGGAGGCUCUGGCAAAGGAGAAGACAGGGAAGCAACACCCUGCGCAAGCAUACGACGCAGAGAAGCCACAGGCCACGACAACGAAACAGCAGAAAUGUAAGGCCGGCGCGGACAAUGAAACACCUUCACCAGUACUCCCCAUCACGGUCGAUCGCAUACGCCUGCGCUCUGAGCGUCAGACGCUGCGAAGGCUUCCCCGUACAGGCGCCAUUGUCUUCACGGUCCGGACGUACAAGACGCCCCUAGAGCAAUUGGCGCGCGAACCAGGAAUGGCCGCGCGGUUGGCUGCCGCGCUUCAAGGUGUCAAGGAGGGCGCACCUGAAACCUACUCGAGGAUGCUAUCGAUGAAGGGCCUGGAGAAGGUGCUGUUAGACUAUCUCGACGCUCGAGCAACAUUAGAGGGCGCCCUUUGA
This is a messenger RNA of Peniophora sp. CBMAI 1063, 1371 nucleotides long. The record is from the annotation of a GenBank genome assembly. Lineage: Eukaryota; Fungi; Basidiomycota; Agaricomycetes; Russulales; Peniophoraceae.